Aspergillus puulaauensis is the source of this 972-nucleotide messenger RNA. RefSeq names its product BTB/POZ domain-containing protein. The coding region runs from base 1 to 972 and encodes 323 amino acids. Gene Ontology annotation, molecular function: protein binding. Lineage: Eukaryota; Fungi; Ascomycota; Eurotiomycetes; Eurotiales; Aspergillaceae. The transcript has 2 exons. The record is from RefSeq and is a predicted model, not a curated record.
AUGAGUGAAGGGCCAGUUGAAUUGUCUGCACAUACCGGUACCUAUCACCUGACAGCACCAGGUACGGUAUCCCCACAACUACCAACCAACAACCAACAACCAACGACAACAACGACAACAAUAUCCGUACCUCCACCGGGCUUCACCGCAGAGCGUACCGAUAAGAUGGCAAAAGAACAUGACCUACCCUACUUCAGUUUCCUGAACUCGCCGACCGUCUCCCUCAAAGCCGCGGAACAUGGUCGGCCUUUUCAAAUCCACCGCGACCUGCUAGCUUCCAAAUCUAAAACCAUUGCAUCCGCCUUCGACCGAGGCUUCGGCGAAGGGCAAAAGGGCCUUUACACUUUCCAGGACACAUCCGAAGGCACACUUGCAAGGUUUAUCGAAUGGGCGUACACCGCGGAUUACCCAGCCAUUAUCAAACCGACUGAAGCCGAUGAGCAAACUACAAUAAAGCCUGAAUCGGCCCAAACUAACGGCAUCAAAGACGAUUCAACGGAUGAUCCCGAUGAAAAGACAGUCGCGCCAACGACGACCUCGGGGCCCAAUCUCACACAAGAGAACCACCCGCUCCUCUCGCAUAUACGUCUCUACAUUUUUUGCAGCAUCUACGUCAUCCCAGAUCUCCAGAAACUGGCUUUCGACCGAGCCACGACCGCUUUUACGGAGCUUAAUGAACCCACUACCCUCGAUACCCAACUAGCGGUGAUCGCUGCAAUGCGCGUAUCCUUUCGCAAGCUAUUGCCCAGCGAUCAGCUCCUCGACUGGCUGGCUCAGUACGCUGCGUACAACGUAUAUAACCUACGUGUCCAGCGCGGCUUUCAUGAUUUGCUGCAAGAGUCUUCCACGCUAUCCUCGCGGAUGGUGUUGUCUUUGAGAGCUGCAUCUACUCCACCUUGGAAAGCAGAACCUCCAAAGUAUGAAUUCGUUCAUUACGCUCCUGACUACCACUAUGACGAUGGAUAUGAUUAA